AUGGUCAACGGCACCACCACGGUGUUGGAGCCCACCUUUAUGGGAUAUGUUGCAACAACACAGGAUGCGCUGAUUCUGUUUGAAGCCUGUCUCACAGGCGUCCUGCACCAUGUCCCUCGUCGCCCCCACGAUCGGGAACGGAGCCACCUCGUUCGCAGCGGCAGCGUCUUCAUCUACGAGGAGAAUUCGUCGGGGAUCAAGCGAUGGACGGAUGGGGUGACUUGGAGUCCCAGUCGUAUCCUGGGCAACUUCCUGGUGUACCGAGAGCUGGAGAAGCCCUUUCCGCCAGGGGAGAAGAAGAGAGCGAUGAAGAAGGCCAAUCGGCGCCCGGUGCCGUCGACGCGACCGGGGGAGCCGUAUCCGCGACAGGACAGUAACGGAGGCUAUUCUCCUUCCUCGACAACCGGGCCUUUUGGCGAUAGACCGCAUCAGUCCGACGUGGAACGUGCGCUGGUGGGCUCGCUGGUGGAUUCGUACGGUUUUAAGGAUUCGGGGUUGGUUAAGAAGACGAUGAGCGUAACGGUCUCCGGAGUGACGCAUCAUCUGGUGUCUUAUUACAGCGUGGACGAUGUGCUCCACGGGAUGCUGAAUCCGCCAUCGGUGGUCGAAUCGCUGAGAUAUAUCCGGCCCCGUGCAGAACUAACGCAGAAGCAAAGCUUCCGGGCCCCCAUUGAUGAUGUGGAAACUGGAGGGUUGGAGAAUCCGAAUGACCCGUCGCAUGCGCUAUACGGUUAUCGACCUCACGCUCCAGGCUAUGCAAUGACGAACUCGCAUCCCGAAUACUACAUGCACCCGCCUUAUACGGCGAUCCAUCCUCCCCAGUCCACACCAAUACCUGGAUACUCGAUGGGAGGGUCGAUUCCGGCACAAUCCGCCCCCAAUCCAUAUCUGCCUGCACCAUCCGCCCCUACUCAAAUCCCACCGAAACCGGAGGACUACACGCAGUUCCGACAGCCUUCGUAUGGCACCAGCUUUGAUGCGCUCGGCCACAACCCUCUAUCCUCGUCAAUCCCGUCGGUUCUCAACACGGCCAUGCCGAGUUCCUUGAGCGACCGCAACCGAUCCCAUUCCGACCACAGCCCGUCCGCCUACCGCAACUCAUCGAUAUCCUCGCGCAGCGUGGCCACGGACGCAACGUCACCGAUCGAUCCCUCGACUCCUGCUACAUACUCGCGGGGCGGGAGUUUCAGUCUGGGCCCGCUUGACGGGUCGCAUCAGCAUCUGGAACACCGGGGGCUUGGGGGAUUUGACCCAGGCAUUUCGCGUCGGGAGUCGGGCCCUAUUCCUACGCCUUAUUACACGGGCGGGGACCGACAUCAAUAUUACGUGGGGGCCACGGCCCCGGGCGCACACGCCGGGUAUCCAGUGUCGACGUGGACCACGGCACCACCCGCGCAACCUCAGAUCUGA
Molecule: messenger RNA, 1410 nt
Organism: Aspergillus aculeatinus CBS 121060
Lineage: Eukaryota; Fungi; Ascomycota; Eurotiomycetes; Eurotiales; Aspergillaceae
Product: camp independent regulatory protein
Exons: 1
Coding region: 1-1410 (469 amino acids)
Molecular function (GO): DNA binding
Source: RefSeq, a predicted model, not a curated record